This is a messenger RNA of Cololabis saira (Pacific saury), 651 nucleotides long. It is a transcript of the gene ssna1, whose product is annotated as Sjogren syndrome nuclear autoantigen 1. The transcript is spliced from 3 exons. The record is from RefSeq and is a predicted model, not a curated record. Gene Ontology annotation, cellular component: centrosome; ciliary basal body. Lineage: Eukaryota; Metazoa; Chordata; Actinopteri; Beloniformes; Belonidae. The coding region runs from base 183 to 536 and encodes 117 amino acids.
CAUUGGCGGUAGCUCGUGUGUAAACUGUGAACUGCGAAUUGCAUUAAAGAGUGACCGGCCGGUGGCGGUGACCCAGCAUGAACCAACACUUCUGCUAAAGGAUUUAGGGAGGCGCCGUGCCGGUUCUGUUCUGCUGGGAAGGACCGAUGGCCAGUUAGCCCUGGUGAAGAAGCUUUAUAAAGAUGACACAACAAGCUGCAGCGCUGCAGACCUACAACAACGAGCUGGUCAAAUGUAUUGAGGACCUGUGCUCCAAGCGUGAUGAGCUGAACAGCCAGAUAAAGCAGGAGGAGGAGGAGAGGGAGCGACUGGAGCACGACAUCCAUGUCCUCUCAGAGAAGCUGAGCAGAGUCAAUAAAAGCUUGGAACAAAGACUCGCUGCCCGCGCCACCUUUGACCGCACCAUUGCAGAGACGGAGGCUGCAUACACAAAGAUCUUGGAGAGUUCCCAGUCUCUUCUCAGUGUCUUGAAACAGGAGGCAGGAAACCUCAGUAAAGCCACAGAGCCUCGGAGAAGAGAGCACUACCAGCAAUGAAAUGAAUGUUCACAAAUGAACUGUGUGCACAGUGCUACACUCAUAUGCACUUCUACAGCAUCGUUGUCCAUUAUUGUCUUGUAUAUUCUUAAAUUCAAUAAAUGUUUUAUUCAUU